Molecule: messenger RNA, 8170 nt
Organism: Lytechinus pictus (painted urchin)
Lineage: Eukaryota; Metazoa; Echinodermata; Echinoidea; Temnopleuroida; Toxopneustidae
Product: carnitine O-palmitoyltransferase 1, liver isoform-like
Exons: 19
Coding region: 1138-3564 (808 amino acids)
Biological process (GO): fatty acid metabolic process; carnitine metabolic process
Cellular component (GO): mitochondrion
Molecular function (GO): carnitine O-palmitoyltransferase activity
Source: RefSeq, a predicted model, not a curated record
AGGGUUGAAUAAAGUGAGGAUAAAAAUAUUUUGAAAUCGCUGGCUGUCAAAUUCUUAAUACCUACAUGUACAUACCAGCAUUAUGAAGUGAAAGCAAUCAUUGAUGGCUUUUAAUCAAGUGGAUGGGUACAUUCAUUUCAUAAUCCUCGGUGGUACCCUGGCCUGAAGCAUCCCUUAAUGCCUGUUUGAACGGACCCUUCCAUCCAGCUGUGUAAUUUCAACUUUGAAUAAUAAAGAAAUAUUUUUGUGCAUUGAACAUUUUCUUUUCUGUGGUUUGUGACUAAGGGAGUCUAAUGAACGUGGAAUAUGCAUAGAUGCAGUAACAUUUUCUUUGCAAUUUUUGUGAUUUUUUGUCCUUUAAAUGAAAGCUGAUAUUUCCGGUGGAUCCACUGCUGGAAAGUGAAAUUAGAGAUAUUCUGCUCGUCUUUCGCCAGAGUUGGAUUUGAUAUCAUAGGGUUUAACUUUAGUCUCGUGCUAUCUGGAUUCUAUUACCGGACUUUCAGCGUUACAAUGUUACAUGGAUUAUCUCCCGUCAAUUCACACAGAAUCCAACAUGAUUUCUAAAGGUGCUCUCUCUUGGCGAGUUUUCAAAGUUCAACUUCUUAAAAGUUAAGCAAAGCUAUACUCUGAAACUCUCACUGAAUCCAAUAGAAUUCUAAAGGUGCUUUUUAGGCCCUUGCGAGUUUUCAAAUUUGGAGUUCGUAGGAACACCUAUUAAGGUUUUGGAGCUUGAACUCUGAUAUUGCAUUGAUGCACUCUACAUUUACUUCUGAUGUUCUGUUGUAUUCUGAUUCAACAAAAUUAUUGGAAAAAGGGUAUUUUCUAAGCAUUUGCAAGUUAUCACAUUUGGAUUUCACAUUAGCAUGUGAGAUUUGGGAGGAACUCUCUGGUAUUGAAUUUGAGGAGUGAUGAUCCAGCGUAUUCUGAUUCAACAAAAGAAGUAUUGGAAAAAGAAGUUUGAUAGCUGAAGUUGCAUUUCAACCGAUCAGAUCUCUUGCAUACAUGUACCUAGCUAUUCAUAGUGGUUCUUUGUUCAAGCUGCCAAGCUGAUCUUGCAGAAAUUCAGCUGAUCAUACAAUUUUUUUGCCUAAAUUUUGAACUUGUUAAAAGAGGACUGCAACGGAGUGAUAUUUCACAAUGGAUAAAAAUUUUAUUCCCAAGUUAGUUAACGGGUAUCAGAGCCCCAUCAUGGCCGAAGCGCACGCUGCUGUCGGGUUUCAGUUCACUGUCACGCCUGAGGGAAUCGAUCUUAACGUCAAUCAUGAAGUACUCAAAGCUAUCUUUGAUAGCGGCAAACGAUCAUGGGCUGACAAGUUCAGGAGAUUCCAGAAUCAUAUGGUGACAACGACCUAUCCAGCGAGUCCUGCUAGUUGGUUAGCCGUCUUGGUAGCGAUCAUCGCCUGUCUUGUAGCCAAAAUGGACCCAUCACUUGGUAUAAUCGAUUUCAUCAAAGACCAUUUACUUCCGCUGAGUCUGUUGGGUGUCAUGGCAACCCGCUCCAUCUCCGUAAUCAUCUAUGUAACACUCCUUUGGCUCUUCAUAAUCUACAUGCUACGUUACAUACUCAAGCUACUUCUCUCCUAUAGAGGUUUCAUGUAUGAGGCGCAUGGGAAAAUUUCUUGGCAAACUAAGUUAUGGCUGGUGAGCCUGAGAGUGUUUUGUUCUAGACAUCCUAAGCUAUACAGCUACCAAGCUUCGUUACCAAACUUACCUCUACCAAAGCUAACAGACACCAUGGAAAGGUAUUUGAGAUCAGUCAAAGGUUUCCUAAGCACGGAAGAGUACGCUGAAAUGGAACGUCUCGCUGAAGAAUUUCAGUCGUCCAUCGGUGAUCGUCUCCAGCGAUAUCUACAGCUGAAAUGGCUCUGGUCAACAAACUACGUCAGUGAUUGGUGGGAAGAAUAUGUUUACCUUAGGGGUCGCUCUCCAAUCAUGGUCAAUAGCAACUAUUAUGGAAUGGAUGGCAUAGCUAUGAAGCCAACCUACCUUCAAUCUGCCCGGGCUGCGAAUUCUACUGUGGCUCUGCUUAAAUUCAGACGGGAGAUCGAUCACGAGGUCGUUAAACCCAUCAUGGUCCAGAAGGCCGUCCCUCUCUGCUCUCAACAAUAUGAAAGAACUUUUAAUACGACUAGGAUCCCAGGCUUAGAGACAGAUAGACUGAUCCAUCACAAAACGAGCAACCACAUUGUCGUCAUGUCUAGAGGGCGCUAUUACAAGCUUAUUAUCCAAUCAAAUGGAAGUAUCAUCAAACCAUGUGAACUGGAGAAGCAAUAUCAGCAGAUAUUGGAUGAUCCUGAUGAGCACCAUGGUGAGCAGCGUCUAGCAGCACUCACUGCAGGAGAUAGAAUUCCCUGGGCUGCUGCGCGCCAACGAUUCUUCAUGUCCGGUGUGAACAAGUCUUCUCUUGCUGCCAUAGAAACGGCUGCGUUUGUUGUCGUCUUGGAUGAAGAGGAGCAUGAGUAUGAUGUCGAACCACUCCGUGAGUUUCUCCAGAACCAAUCAAUACCAGCCUGGUUCAAGGGAGACCCUUUCGCACCAAAGGAUGAGGGUGAUGGAAAGUUAGACAAGUAUGCGGCUUCACUUCUCCACGGCAACUGCUACAACCGCUGGUUUGACAAGUGCUUCAAUCUCAUCGUCUUUAAGAACGGUCAUAUGGGAGUCAACGCUGAGCACUCACUGGCUGAUGCUCCGAUCUACAGUCACACGUUUGAGGAUGCUGUCGCAGAGGACAUCCUCUUCAUGGGUUACACUCCGGAGGGACACACUAAAGGAGAAUCAUCAAGAGUGCUGAAACCCCCUCAGAGACUACAAUGGGAGGUUCCAAAGGAGUUGGAAGACAUCAUAGAAACAAGCUACCAGGUCGCCAAGAAGCUUGUGGAUGAUGUUCAGAUUCAUGUCCGUGUUCAUAACAAGUUUGGUAAAGGUGCUAUGAAGAAGUGUAAAGUUAGUCCAGAUGCUUUCAUUCAGCUUGCUAUGCAACUUGCCUAUUACAGGGAUGCUAGUCGUUUCUGCCUGACUUACGAGUCAUCCAUGACCCGCCUAUACCGAGAAGGUCGUACGGAGACCGUCAGGUCGUGCACAGUAGAAUCAUGUGACUUUGUACGCACCAUGGAAGACCCUGAUAGCACAAAAGAAGAGAAGCUGGCCAAGUUAAGGAUUGCUGCUAACAAGCAUGUACAGAGCUACCGUGAUGCUAUGUGUGGCAAGGGAGUUGACAGGCAUCUCUUCUGUCUCUAUGUCGUCUCUAAAUAUCUGAACCUUGAUUCACCGUUCUUGAAGAAGGUUUUGAGUGAACCAUGGCGGCUGUCUACUAGUCAGACAGCGCCCUCACAGUCAGGUAAAGUCAACGUCAACAAGAACCCAGGAUGCCUGUCAGCAGGAGGAGGUUUUGGACCGGUUGCUGAUGAUGGUUAUGGCGUAUCUUACAUCAUCGCUGGAGAAAAUCUGAUCUUCUUUCAUGUAUCAUGCAAGAACACUGCCGGCAACACGAAUGCUUUACGCUUUGGAGAUAACAUCGAGAAGGCCCUGGCUGACAUCUUAGCCAUGUUUAACACGGAUAACUAACUUCAUUCAUGUACAAACCAAGACCAGCACAAAAAUGUAUUAUUAUUCAUUCAGCAAAAACCAAGUUCAGGAACAACCCCAGUCCAACCUCUAUACAUUGGUACAUAAUAAUAGAUAAAUAAUCUGUUGUAUAUUUCAUGUGUACUGUGCUAUGAAAGAAUACCACUUCCCGUUUUAGACAAUAAUACGUAGGCUACUUUUCAAUUUCAUCAUGUUAUGUAAUGUUGUUUUGGAAUGUAAUGCACAUAUAUCUCGGAGUAAAUACAGCAAAGAAAUAACUGAAUCGUUGUUAGUAUAAGCAAACCUGUAGAAUACUCUCAUUUAAUACGAAGCAGGAGUAUUUAUUUCCUAGAUGAUAUGGUGCUCAUAUACAGAAGUACCUGAAACCCUUGCAGGAUUUUAGUCAGAUAUCCAACUGAUAAUGUUUUUUGGAAGAGUUAUAGGAUUAUUGUAUUAAGAUUGAACAUAAGAAUCAAGGUAAUUAAAAUGUAUUAUAAACCAUUCAUUCAGAUGAUAGUGUGUUAUAUGUACCUCUGUCUAUGAAUCUUGCCCUCUGAUUGGUUGAUAAUGGAGCUGGGCGUUAGACUAUGUCAUGUGCAUUAGUCUAUUCUGCAACAUAGUUGAUGCUCUAUACUAUAUAUGCAUGAAUUGCAUUGCCAUGAAAUAAACCAUAUAUUUACUACCUUUCACAGAAUUGUGAGCCUGUUUCGUGAAGGGACUUUUUGGGCAUUUUAUCAUGCAAUAUCAUGCUAUUUUAUUUGGUUACCAUAGUGACAAUGCUUUUCAGCAAAGCAAAUCAAGGGACAGUUGUCAGAUUUGAAAACUUGGACAACAAAAUGUAGAUGAAAUGCUCUCUGGGUAAUACAUUUUUUAGUGAUGCAAUAUAAACAUUUAUUGCCUCUGUUGUUAUAGUAUAUUUUGUUCAUGAUAUCAAGUUAGAACUAUAUCCCUUGAGUUGUCCUGUGGUAUAUCACAGAUUCUAGAUCUCUGGUUAACGGUUUAAACUAAUCCCCCUCAGUGAUGUCAUAUUUGAUAUACUAUGCCAUGAAUAUUUUUGUGUUUUUACUAUCAUUGAAAUUGUUUUCAAAAUGUUCUAGGCUUUCUUGUGUCAUGCUGCAUAUUAUUUAAUGUUUUUUUUGUUGUUAUUCUGAAGUUUGGUAACAAAGGAUAGUAGUAUUUUCUUUAUCAUUGCUUCGGCCUAUAUUUUUCUAUGUCCAUACCAUAUUAUUAAGUUUAUGUCAUACUUCUAUAUUUAUUGAGUGCAUUCUGAAAUAGAAAACUACACUUAUUAACACUUAAAGACCUAUUCUGCAGUCUUGAACAUACAAAAAUAGUUACUCGUUUAGAAGCUAUUCAUUUAGAAUACCCUCGUAUUUAACUUGAUAGAGGCAUUUUGAGCAAUACUUAUAGUAAUAUGAAUAAUAUAUAAAUAUCAAAUGUAAAUCUGCAGAGUUAAAUGAGUAAAUAUGCAUAAUGUUUGAGAUUUGAAUAGUUUGUAAAGCUGGCCGACCCCCCCCCCCCCCUGUAAAGCAAACCUUUUUGUUUGAAUGAGAUUUUUAUAAAAAAAGACAUAAGUACAUGUACAUAAAUAAAUAUGAUAAUAAUUAUAAUAAUGAUAUCAAUGUAUAUGGCACAUUGAUUAGACAUUUUGAUGCACUUUACAUUAAUCUUAUCAUGUAUUCUGUAUGAUCCGCUGUUCACAUGAUUGUGUAUCGGUUAUAAGCAAAGUUUUGAAGUGUUUCAAAUUGAAGUGGUGAACUAAUGGUUUUUGAUAUUAUUAAGAUAGAAGUAAACUUCCCAAGAUGAGUUUACUAAUUAUGCUAUUAUUAAUUAACAUUGUUAUCAAUGCUAUUUGAUAUCAAACAUGGUUUAUAUCUUUCCUUUUGGGAGAAAUACAUUUAUUUGAAAUACCCCCUGUUUCAGAAAUAGUCUAGUUUUGCUGCAUGUUAUUUAUUCACAUAUAUUUUGUUGUUGUUGCUAAAUCCUCUUUUAUAUUGAGAUUAGAUUCAAAGAUAUAAAACGUUGUUUAAGGCGAGUGAUGCCAAAAGCACUCUUGUAUGAAAUAAGUGUUUGUGAACGGAUGUCCAUGUAGAAUAUUUUCUUGCCGUUAUUCUAUUACUGGUAUGGUAUUGCUAUGUGUUAGCCUUACGCAAGGUGUGUGUUGAGGAAAUAAUCAAUCAGCCAUGUGGAUGUCUUUUAUAGUGCUAUUAGGGGAUGCAACAGCACCCCCCCAAAAAAAAAAGAAAAAAGUGAGUGAAAAAGGGGGCUACCAAUGCACUUUAUUAUAUGGGAAAACCUCUUUAUAGGAACAUUAAAAGAGUUGGGAUUUGGCCAGGAUAUUGUUUGAUCUUCUAGUCAUGAAAACAAAUAAAAGGGAUUACUUUUUCUUGAAAUUCUAGGUAUAAGGUUUUGUGACCCCAACAAAAAUCGCUUAAGGAUGUAAUUAUUAUUUGUAGUAAUCAAAUCAAAGGAAAUAUUUGUUGAGUGAUAAAAGUAUUAUUGAAAAGAAAUUUAUGUGUUCCCAAGUUUCCUUUCUUGAGGUAUAUUUUGAAUACUGGUGAGUAAAUUAAGUGCUGAUUUAGAUUUGUCUAUAAUGUGUCAAUUGUUUUGGGGGAAUUUGUUAUCCUGUCUUUAGUUUCAUUCAAAACUGACGCUGGCUUUAUAAUGAUAACAGUUGCUUUUUGAGGGAAUGCUUUGCAUAUGAAUAGAUUAUAGAUUGACUUUUUUCAGUAAUUUUACCUCAUACUUAACAAGUACCUCAUUCAUUCUUGUUCCUUUUACACCUCUGUCUGAUGUAUCGAUCCUUUAUUUAUCCAUAAGAAGUCAAAUAUUAUGGUUAUGUUUCGUCAUCCAUGUAGGUUUUGUUAAAUUAGUCUUGUACGACUGAUAUGAAGAGAUUUUUAUUGCUUGUCUAAUUGUUUCUGGAACAAAAUAACCUCAGUGUAUUUUGUAGUGCAACCCUUUUUUUGUUUUGCUUGUUUUCACAAUUUUUCUUGGAACAAAAUGACCUCCAUCUUGAAGUGAAAACCCUUUUUUUUAGCUUGUCAACUUUUUCCUGACAUAAAUCACUGUGAAUUGGGAGUGAAGACCCUUUUUGGGGAGAGGUGAGGGGGGCUUUUUAAUUUUAUUUUCUGUACAAAAAUGCCCCCCUUUUGGAAAAUCCUGGAUCCGCACCUAGUUGAAUCUCUUAUGACCACAGGAAUCUGUUCCACUUUCUCAGAAUUUGACUCAUGUUUUUCAUAUUCUGAUUGAUAAUAAUGUGUUAGGUGAUUAUUCGACUUAUGGAAGGUCGACUUGUGCAUUUAUGGACUAUCUGUUUGGAUUUAUUUAAAAAAAACCUCUUUAGCAAUGGGACCAAUAUAUUUUAUAUACUCCAUGUUGAACAUUUAUUCAUUACAGCAUUAUAAUUUGCUGAAACCAGAUCCUCUGAAUAGCAUUGGAAAUAUAUGUAAUAUCGUUGAAUCAUUGUGGCUCAGCCAAUUCAGGUGUUCAACUGCAGACAUUCCUUGGUCUUCAGACAGGGAAAGUAAUGUAAAGAAUAGGCCAAUACUCCUAAGAGGACAAGAAACUGACUUUUUUUUUUUGGGGGGGGGGGCUACUUUUAACAACGUACUGCCUAAAUCUGCAACAUUAGCAAAAUUUUAACACUGCAAUGAAUAGGAUUUUCCAGGAAUUCUCUUUGAGUUACCGUGGCUCGUUUUUAGCAUUUCGGAAGCUAAAUUACCUUGAGCCCACAUGCUUUUUUCCCCCUGCCCCCCAUAGUAGGGACGGAGUUCAUGCAUUUUGUUUGUGGAUAAGCAAGGAGUUGAUGAGCAGUGUCGUGAUAUAUAUACCAAGUGUCUAGGGAUAUGGACAUUUUUCUUGUGAAAGCCGACAUUGAGAUAAGCAUGAAUGCAACCAUUCUCCAGGCUAGGGGAGUCUUUCAUGAAGUAGUCCUGUCAGUGAUUUUCACUGACAAAUAUCCUCUGAGCCACAAUAGUGAAUAUCUUAUCCAUGGAAUGUUCCCCAGUGUUUGAUUAGCGCAAAACAAUAAAAUGGGACCAAGAAAUGCUUCUUUACAUGAAGAAAACAGAUCUAUCUAUGGCUCUUAUCUUUGUGAAAAUCGAAGUGCUUGUAUCAUAUUUGAUACCUUUGUAGUUAUUUGGUUGAGGUAGAUUAAACAUGGAGAUUUUUAAAUUCAAUAUCAUGUUCGUACUGAUUCAGCAUGCACGUUCACAUUCACAUCUAGACUUUCUUAAUGCUUGAUUACUACCCAGAAUUUUAUGUUUUAGACAUUCAAACCACUGUGACUGUUUAAGAAGAGGUGUUUUUGAAUCAAAAUCAUCUAUAAACCAGUUUUGAGAUCUUUAAGCUAAAAAAUAUCUCCCAUUUGAAUAGAUUGUAAUGAUUUGAUUGCUAAAUCAUCUAUAUCAAUCUUUUCUUUGAAGAUGGAAUGGUCAUGUAAAUGAAUGUUCUUUUUCAGACUGAAGUUUAAAUUCAUGAUUUUCUAAAUCACUUUUUUAGUUGUGCAGAAUUGCCCAUUCUAUUUCUUUUCCCGAUUCUACUUUGCAUCCCUGAUUAAGACCACUGAAAAAUGAAUAAAAUAGGACAAUUAUAUCAAGAUUAA